This is a messenger RNA of Stylonychia lemnae, 5505 nucleotides long. The record is from the annotation of a GenBank genome assembly. Lineage: Eukaryota; Ciliophora; Spirotrichea; Sporadotrichida; Oxytrichidae.
AUGAAAGAGACCAAACUACUUGGAAAGGAAGGCAGUAGUGAGGAAGAGAAGACGAAGUUCGAGCAAAUCGAGGAAGAGGUCAAGAAUUCCAUUUUCAGCGUCUUCUACCUUUUGCUUAAGAACCAAGAAACUACCUUCUGGAAAUUUGUGUUAUUGCUAAUUAUAGAAUAUUUGUAGUUAUUAUCAUUUUCGUUCGAUACCAGUCUAAUCGAGGAAUGGAAAUCAGACACUGUGGUAAAUUACUUCGCUUAGUUUUUGAGUACUUUCAGAAUAGUAUACUGGCUUUAAAAGCUUUCCUGGGAUGUCUAUAUUAUCAUAUUCUACAUCGCCAUUUUCUUAGUGUUUGUAGUUAUUAUCGAUUUCCUCUAUGUUGCUAUCUCUUUCAAGCACAAAAAGUUCAGCUUUAUGCAGCCAAUCUAAAUCUUAAGAAUCGCUUCGAUACUGAUGUAGACCAUAUUGUACAUACCCAUUACUGAGUUCUUUUUUUCGUUAUCAGCUUGUUCAAGGUACAAUGGAUAAUUAGCGCAUGAGGUAUACAGAGAAGAGGUGUGCUUCUAGAGUAUUCAUAUUUUGCAUGUUACCCUUUCAUAUUUGAUGAUGGUGAUAUUUACAUCAAUGACAGUUCUAUCCUGCAUGAUGCACUAUGAAAACAGAUAUACAAAAGACCCAACAGCAAAAAUUAAUUCCAAGGCAGAUAUCUUCUAGAUAAUUUCAAAAUCAGCUUAUGUGUUUGUAUUUGUGUUCUUUUCCUAGAAUGAAUACAGUCUGUUCAAAAGUAUAAUCCUCUGCAUUUUCUCGUCAGUUACAUUCCUGUCUUACAUUCAGAACAAACCUUUCUUCAACUCAAUGACUCAGAUCAUCGCUGAAAUCUUUUCAGGAAUAUUUGCUUGGACAAACUACGUGUUGCUAUUCACUUAACUAAUUAAAUCCACUCAGUUCAACGGGGCGCUAGAGAUAUACUUCUUAGGCAUUCCAAUAAUAUGUAUAUUGAUCUACACUAGACAAGAAGACAGACUUUAGCUACUAUUAACAGCUGAAGGGUAGAUUCAAAAAGGAGAACUUUGCCAAAAGAAAAACUUCUUUUAUCUGCAUAUAAUAGAGACUAAGGAACUCGAGAGAUACUCUGCUAUUGUAUUAAAAGGAUAUAUCAAUCAUCACUCUGAAGUUUGCCCGAAUGAUAAUUGUCCAAUAAAGAAUUUCAAACGACUUUAGUUAAGAGAUAAAUUAUACCAGGAUAAUGAUAGGAAAAAGAAGCUAGUUGGAGGGAAACUCUAAGUGUAGACAAUCGAAAAUAACUCGCUUUUACUAGCACAAGCUAAAGCUCUCUAUAAUAUGGGAAUCAAGAAAUUCCCAAAAUAUACAGCACUAAGAAUAGACUAUGCAAAUUUCCUACAAAGCAAAAUGAAGGAUAGGAAGGGAGCUUUAAAUGAACUGUCUCAAGCAGAAAAGAUCAAGCCAGGCAUUGAUCAUUAAUUCAUGGUAUUCAGACAGCGAAGAAUAAUAGAAGAUGAGUUGGCUGAGGGUUAGGAACAUGGAGGCGUAGACUUUAUUACUGCCUUGAACUUCGAAAAUCAAUUCAAAAGCUUUAAAUAGCUUAUUGAAAAGAGCUCGAUGCUUCACUACGAGUUUUGGAAUCACCUUUAAGACGAAUCUCCUGAUCUAGUCAGACUCUCCUAAUAGGGUGCAAAGAUUAACACAUCAAUAAUGUAGGUUGAAGACAACUGGAAGAAGCUGUCUAAGAUGAGUACGAAUACCCCAAAGGCUCUUAAACUCUAUGCAACUUACCUAAUUGAAAUUUUAAAUGAUAAGGAAACUGGUAAUGAGCAGAUGAUCAAGGCAAAAGAAGCAGCUAAUCUGAGAGUUAACUUUGAAUUCAACAAUGUGAACGAAGACUUCUCAGAUCUAAACAACUAUGCUCAGGACGGAACACCAUGUAUCUAUAUAUCUGGAGAGUAAGAAAGAAUAGGUAUAGUAAAUCAAUGUAACAUGAGCUUGUGCAAGAUAUUCGGAUACACUAAGAAGGAGGAUGUGAUAAAUAAAGACGUGGAAAUGCUAAUGCCCAAAAUUUACUCGGAUAAUCACAAGGAUUUUCUCAAUGUAAGCAGUCAGAAGUCAGCUGAUUAGAUAUCAAGCAGGGAAAGACAAGUUUUUGGCAAGCAUUUCUCUGGCUAUGUGUUCCCAUUAUGGCUUUAAAUUAAGAAUCUCCCAAGUCUUCUGAGUGGCAGAUAGUAUGUGGCUACAUUCAAAGUAGAAAAGACUGGCAUUAACAAGAACGUCUGUCAUAUAUUACUCAAUAAAAAUAAAGAGGUGCAAGACCUAACUCCAUCUUGUCUGAAAAUGCUAGGCAUUAGCUAUGAAAAGAUCAAUAAGAAAAUAAUCUACUAUGAUAUGCCUACCGUUAUGCCUCAGCUAUUUUCAAACAAUUAGCAGCAGUACACGAACAAAGCAGGAGCAGUUAUUAACUUUUUUUGUCCUAAAAAUAUGGAAAUGAGUGAGGUUAGAAAGAAGCAUUCAGAUGACUAUGAUAUUGAUGAUCACAAAAUCAACAAGACAAACGGAAGUGCCAUUGAUGUACCAGACCCUCGAGAGGAGGAUUUAUCAUAAAUUGAGAGAAAUUCAAAUGAUGAUUAAGACGAUGACUAAAUCUCCCAAGUUCAUAGAUCCUCAAAAAAUGUCAAUAAGUCUAGAAGAAAUGAAGAUGACAACAAUGGAAAUAAGAAUGAUGACGAUAAUGAUCCAAAUUAUGUCCAGUAUCAGUAUAAAGCUGUUGGCUAAGAAGAUAAAGUUCUUCAAUUUCAAUGCAAUCUCACUGAAAUUUACUUUGAACUUAUUAACUUAUCCUAUGGAUAUCAUCUAAGACUUGAGAGUUUACCUGAGAAGAGCUAGUCUGACUAGGUAAAUAAAAGAAUAGCUCAACAGGCUUUCCAAUUUUCAUACGAUCCUAUCUAUAAGAGAUUUAUAAGAGAACUUAGAGACACAGAAAAUAAGGACUACAUUCUUGACAGAAACUACUUAGAAUUGAAACACUUCAAAGAAAGAGGAAAGUAAGAGAAUGUUGAAGAUCCAACUCUUGUCAAGUAUCAAAACAUGAGCUACAUCAAUUUCUUAAACAAGAAACAAAGAUAGCAGGACAAGCUGAAUAAAGGAUUGAUUUCAGCUGGAGAUGAGGAUGACGAGGAUGAGUAAUCAGAAGAUGAAUCAAAUGUUUCAGAUGAUUCAAAGAAGGAUAAGACUACAAAGGAUGGAGAUAAGACUCCAAAUAUGCUCUCCUCUAAGAAUGAUAAGCAGUUAGGUCAAACAUCAAUGACUCCGUAGCCACUCACAAUAAAUCAAGGCAUGAUGAAUAUAGACUAUAGUAAGAUGCUAGUGGCUGGUGAGGGUUAUGGUAAAGAGUUCUUCAAGGGUGAGAUUGAGAGACUGAUCAAAGUGCUCUAGGAAAAGUAGUCUAUCAGCUAAGGUGUGCAUACAUUCAUAAGAAAUGAUGGCCCUAGAAAAGGUUGGGAGGAAAACAACAAUCAACAUGCUGGCUUGUUUAGUGACAGAGCAGCUGAGAUUUAAAAGAUUGAGGAGGAAGAGGAAAUUCAGGAGUAAAAGGAAAAGCACAGCGAUAAGGACACUGAUCAGCUUAAAGCAAACAUCAAGUCAAAGAAGGCAUUUUCCAUGGCUAUUAAUGAUAAGACUAUGCCAUCAGCUAUUAAGAGACUAAGCACUACUGCUUAGAUUAUAUUACUGUUCUUGAUUGCCAUAGCUAUUGCAGAGUAUGCAAUUAUAUACAAGCAGUUUGCAGAUACUAAGGCUAACUUUUUACUUAUUGAGAAGUCUUACAUGAGGACAGCUGAACUCUAGAAGGUUGUAUAUAAUGCGAGAUCUAUGAUUCUUAUGAACUAAGGAAUUUUAACUAACUACGCUGGAUUUUUAACGCGAGAUGACUAUGUAUCAGCAAUUAAAGUGGAUUUUCAAUCCUCUUUAGACUUAAUCUAUAAGAUCUAAAAUGAGAUUAACUUGUCUUAAUUGCCAGUCUCUGAUGAGCACGAUCAAUUGCUGAAUAACAAAACAGUAACAUUGUACUUUAAAGAGGACUAGAACAGCAUGAAAGCACUCUAGUUCUCACUAACUGAAUCAAUCCUACAGAUCUCAUCAACCAUUUUUACCAUUAGCAACAUGAAGCUGUCAGAGUUCAAUGAGACUAAUGAAGAUGUAUUCUUUUUAAUGUACAACACAUUCAAUGAAUUUUAUAUUGGCCUAGAGAAGUCAUCUCAGAUAUAUGUGAGAGAGCUAGAGGACAGAUCCAAGAGCAGAACUGAAGUCAGUUUAGUGUUCUUUAUUUUAUCAAUUACUGCUGAAGUGUUUUGCUUGCUAAUACUAUUCCCAGUUGUUCAUUCAGUCAAUCAAUAAAAAGACAAAGUGCUUUCAUUAUUCUGUGAGAUUGAUAAUUCAGUAAUCAGAGUAUUGGCUUUAAGAUGCGAGAGAUUCAUAAAUAAUCUGCAAACGGAGGAGGGUAACGAUGACAUAGACUCAAAUGAGGAUAUUGAGAACAACCUGGCUAAUGAUGAGGACGACGAGUAUAGUCUUCUCUCUGGCACAGGCAAGCGAAUUAAGAAAGCUAAGGGCAGAACCAAGACUGAUAAAAAUUUCUUUAUAAAGUUUUUCUUGGCAUUGCUAUGUAUCUAAGCCUAUUAUCUUCAAAACUACUUCCUCUAAGUAGAUGCAGUUGAUACAACUUAGAUUCUAAAUUCAGAACUCAAUGUGACUGCAAGUAUUGAACCAUUCUACUGGUUCUCAUUAAAUGUCUAGAGAGAAAUGUACUUCAAUAAGACUAAACCAAUAACCAAGCAGCAAUCAAUCACCAUUGCCAAAUAGUCUAUUUAUCAGUUAUAUGAUCAAAACAAUUAACUCCAAGAGAUGCAUCUAGACCAUAAAUCAAGUCUUAACCCAGAUUACUGGAAUCAAUUUGAAAGUGUAAUGAGGGAAGAUCUUUGUGAUAAAUAGGCCUACUUUAAUAAUACUGCCUAAUGUGCUGCUUUUAGUUCAGGAAUGCUGUAGUAGGGCUUGCACGUGGUUGUUGUGAGAUACUUUGCAGGAUUGAGAUCAUAUCUUAAUGACUAUCAAACAUAUAUGCAAAUUUCUAACAAUACUCUAAUUAGACUCAUUUUUAAUGAACAAAGUUUCAUAGAGUUAUAUAUCAUUCAAAAUUACAUAACUUAACCCUUAAUGAGGCAACUUGUGACAAAGCUUAGUGAGUCAAUCCAGGAUGAGUUCGGUUUCAGAACUGAGAGAAAAAUUGCUCUCUUUAUAGUAUUCCUCAUUGUUAUACUGAUAGCAUUUAUUGUUUUUUGGCUGCCUUUCUUAAACGGACUUAACUAUCAGAUUUACAAGACUAAACUGAUGUUGAUGAUCAUUCCUUUAGAAAUACUUAUGAAAAUCAAGAAUGUAGGCAAAGUACUUCAAAGCCAAAGCUUCCUUAGCAAUAACAAGAAGAGAAAAAGUGAUGGGGCAUAAGGCUGA